UACUUUAAUAAGAAGGGACAUGGAUACUUCGGUGGAAGCAAGCGAUGUCUCUCUAUCUGAUUUUUCUGAAAGCAGGAAAGGGACGAAAAAAAGAAAGCGGAAAAUAGCACCCCUAAAAUUUGAGGAGGAUCCACUAGACGCUACAUUUUACAGUCCUGACCGCCCCCGAGCAGUUCCUAAUCCAAUUGGUGCGCCGGCUGUUGAAGUUCUGGGACAAACUAACUCCUGGAUUUUACUAGACGAGUUUGGACGACCAAGUGCAUCCCGACAGUUGCCUCGGAGACGGCCUCCAUCAUCACGUGGUCGUGAUGACGUCAUAACAUGCAGCAGAUCAGACUGCGCGCAUCCCUUGCACGUGCAUAGUAGAGUCGUGGCUAAGAUACCCAUCAAUAUCAGUGAUAAUGAUUCAGACUUAUUAAUUUCCAUUGAUGAUGAUCAAUCCAAUAUGGUUACUUUUCAUACAAAUUCGCCCUCUAGUUACUCGUUAAUCGAGAGAAAAACUGAAAUUUUAAACACUUCUACCUUGAAGGACUCAGAUAGUGGCAUUGGUAAAACUCAGAAAAGAGAUUCCAUUUCUGGGAUGUCUCCAGAUCAUCAAGCAAUCGAACUUUUGAAUAACGCUACUGAGGAUAUGAUAGGUUGUACAACUCCUGUCAUCAAAUCACCGGACCCAGAUAAAAUUAUUCAGAACUUAGAAACAAGUUAUUCAUUAACCCCCAUUUUAAAUUCACCUUCAUUUCAAAAGGUCGGCUUCUCUCAAUGCAAACCCGGCAAGACUGUGAAAAGGACUCGACAAAUAGAGGUCACGGAAUCCUGUCCUGACCCGGUCUAUGCGGAAAAGGAAAACCUGCGGAGACGUGUUGUUUUUGAGAGUCCCCGGACACCUAUGAGGGUUGGAUUAGUUAAUAAACUCCCGGUGAAUGCUAUGGAAACGCCUGAAAAUAAACCGGGAGAAAUUCUCGUGGAGGACACUCCAGAACACUUAGUUGGCCUGAGGAUGGUUACUCGUAGACUUCGGAGAGUUUUAAAACAAACUGUUCCUGAUUCUUUGAACUUUUAGAUUUUCAAAGAUAUAUGUGUAUUUUGCCUUGUUAAAUUAUUUUAUGGAAAUCUUAAGUUUUAUUUACGGUUUUAGCUCUAUCUAUUACAGUGAUGAUACUCAUAUUACCUCAACAGUAAUCAUAUAUUUCGUAAUUCAUAAUAAGUUCGCGGAGAAAAACUAUUCCACUCCUUUUUGAAUAAAAAAUAUUAAAUCAAUAUUUUUGCUUAGACAAACUAAAUAUAAUUCUGCUAUUUUAAGACUAUAACUAACUUGAUGAAAUGUACAAAAAUAACUAUUGAUCGUAUGAGACCAUCCGGGAAAUUAUAAUCUUAUCAGAGAUAGUUUUUGAUCAACGUCUGAUUUUCUGCUAUGAAUAU
Molecule: messenger RNA, 1419 nt
Organism: Bolinopsis microptera
Lineage: Eukaryota; Metazoa; Ctenophora; Tentaculata; Lobata; Bolinopsidae
Exons: 3
Coding region: 20-1060 (346 amino acids)
Source: RefSeq, a predicted model, not a curated record